AUGUCAAGACACGUACUCCUUUCGCGAUUGGCAGAGCAGUUUCAGGCUUCAUCGCCGCCGCCUCAAGCAAAUCGCUUUCUAUCACCCGAAGGCAGUGUGUCUCCGCGUACCCCACCUUCACCGCACUCACCGCCGAGAUCACCCGACUCGUUAUCUCAUCAUCGACUAGAUUUACUCGGAGACAUUGAAAUAGCUGGGAGAGCUCUCAAGCAAUAUGCAAGAGCUACAGAAUUGGGAGCGCUGAUGUACUGCAGCGGUCUUGGAGCCUUAUACAGUGGCGCUGGAGUAUGGCCACUCCUUAUGCCCCGAGCUUCUCCACAGUUCAUGAGAACAAGCCUCGAACAUGCCCGACAUACACCACCUAGAGACGAUGAUGAGGAAGAGCUUCCACUGAAUCUAUCUACAAAGAACCGUCAGAUUUGGUCUCCGGGGAGUGCAUGUGAGCAAGAAAAAACUGAUGUCAAAGUGGAAUCACCGAUUUUUCGUUGGGAUAGGCAAGACGACAUCGAUGCGCCUCUCGAAUUAGUCAAGAGAUGCCGAAGCAACCCUGAUGAAGCAGAGCGUCCUGCGAGCACAGAACCACGCCGGUGCCCCUCGGCACCAGCUCACCAGACCUACCCUAUAAAAGCUCCACAACCAGGAGACCUCAACUACACCCUGCUUCUCAAAAAUGAAAACCGAAAUGAGAAAUCGUUCCAAUGCAAACAAUGCGGCAAGUGUUUCAAGCGCUCGAGUACCCUGUCGACCCACCUACUCAUUCACUCGGAUACCAGACCUUAUCCAUGCCAAUACUGUGGCAAAAGGUUCCACCAAAAAUCAGACAUGAAGAAACAUACCUAUAUACACACAGGUGAGAAGCCGCACAAGUGUGUAGUAUGUUCCAAGGCAUUCAGCCAAAGCUCAAAUUUAAUCACUCAUAUGCGUAAGCACACUGGAUACAAGCCAUUCUCGUGCGGCUUGUGUGAUAAAGCUUUCCAACGUAAAGUCGACUUGCGUCGUCACCGAGAUUCACAGCAUUCCGACGUGACUGACACAACCCCUACAACUUUGCAAGUACCACAUCGUUACAGGUUCUAUGGUGACGAGCCCCCCGCACCCCUCACACCACUUGUUACUAAUUGA
This is a messenger RNA of Arctia plantaginis, 1122 nucleotides long. The record is from the annotation of a GenBank genome assembly. NCBI's taxonomy places the organism in Eukaryota, Metazoa, Arthropoda, Insecta, Lepidoptera, Erebidae.